This is a messenger RNA of Abrus precatorius (Indian licorice), 699 nucleotides long. RefSeq names its product bidirectional sugar transporter SWEET16-like. Gene Ontology annotation, cellular component: membrane. The record is from RefSeq and is a predicted model, not a curated record. Gene Ontology annotation, biological process: carbohydrate transport. NCBI's taxonomy places the organism in Eukaryota, Viridiplantae, Streptophyta, Magnoliopsida, Fabales, Fabaceae. Gene Ontology annotation, molecular function: sugar transmembrane transporter activity. The coding region runs from base 1 to 699 and encodes 232 amino acids. The transcript is spliced from 4 exons.
AUGGUCAAUGGGGCUGGUGCUAUUUUUAAUUGCAUCUACAUACUUCUGUUCCUCGUAUAUUCACCUCAAGAUCAAAAGGUUAAGACGGCACUGAUGGUGGCAGUACUGGACGUGGGUUUUCUUGGGACAGUCAUUUCAGUGACUCUUUUUGCACUUCAUGGAACAAUCCAGCUUACUUUUCUAGGAAUGUUAUGCUCCGGUUUAACUAUAAUCAUGUAUGCAUCGCCGCUAUUAGCCAUGAAAACGGUGAUAAAGACCAAGUGUGUGGAAUACAUGCCGUUUCUGCUGUCAUUUUUCAUGUUUCUGAAUGGUGGCGUGUGGGCAUUGUACGCUUUGCUCGUCAAAGAUUUCUUCAUUGGAGUACCAAAUUUGAUUGGGCUGAUAUUGGGCUCAACCCAACUGACAGUGUAUGUAAUCUACAAGAGGAAGGCAGAAUGUGAAAAUGGGCCAACAGUGGACCUGGGCCUGGUGAAAGAAAACACGGUGACUGUGAUUAAAAUGGGUGCAUACGACUACGAAGAGGCUGUGAAAGUGGACGAGAAGGCCCUCAAAAGGGUGAAAAGCCUUCCAAAGCCAUCGCUGAAUGGCGAGCACAACGUUCGAAGGAUCCUCAAGACGCUCUCUUUCGGCUCAAACACUUUUUGGACUAUUAAGCCUAAGGGAGAAGAUGUCGACGUCGAAAAUGGAGUGAACACAUAG